Scleropages formosus (Asian bonytongue) is the source of this 16879-nucleotide messenger RNA. Its product is annotated as E3 ubiquitin-protein ligase rnf213-alpha-like. Gene Ontology annotation, cellular component: membrane; cytosol; nucleolus. Gene Ontology annotation, biological process: negative regulation of non-canonical Wnt signaling pathway; ubiquitin-dependent protein catabolic process; sprouting angiogenesis. The record is from RefSeq and is a predicted model, not a curated record. Lineage: Eukaryota; Metazoa; Chordata; Actinopteri; Osteoglossiformes; Osteoglossidae. Gene Ontology annotation, molecular function: ubiquitin-protein transferase activity; ATP hydrolysis activity.
CUUGUAUCUCAGCAGGUGACCUCUCACCUCUCUGAAAUAUCACUGAAAGACAAAACACCUGAGAUGCAGGAAACAAUGGAGUCCUUGCACAGUGAGGGUUCAGACAGUGAAAUGGAUGAGGCCACAGGUUCAUUAGUAGAUUCUGCUGGCUCUUCCUCUUUAACUGAAAGCUGGAGUGAAGUUUCAGAAACAUUACUUGACGUUAGCAUAUCAGACAAGACAAAUGGCAAUCAAACCCUGCCUUCACCAUUGCUCAGCAUUCCAGCGCAGGAGUGCAAUACACAAGAGGGCCAUUCUCCGAGGCUACGGGACAAUCAGAAUGUGGCAGAAGGUGCUGAUCCUCUGAGGAAGCAAACCUCAGAGCCCAAUUUGGAUGCCCCUCCCAGUGACUUGCAUGCAGAUUCUGGAAAACCCACAGGUCAGGAGGACGUGGUGGAAGAAAUUCAGACCACAGACCAGAGACAUGAUGAGAAAUACAGUAAUGCUAAUAAGACAAAGAAGGAUUUCGGAAAGUCCCAGGAGGAUAAUACAGACGAGAAUGCUAAUACGGGUCAGAGUGCUGGUUCACCUAGUCAAACCAGUACUGUCCAGCAGAGCCGGGAAUCAGAGACGCAGUCGGCAGGAAAUUCACAAAUGGUCUUUGGCCCAAGGAGCAAACCAGAGGUUCCUAAAAAACCUAACAGCAGUGGUAAUGAGGCUAAGAGGGAUACAGAAGACUCUAAUGUGGACCAGAACACCGGCACAAGUAGGCAAACCAGACAGAAAACUAAAGGUGCUCAGCAGAGUCAGGAAAAGAAGACACAGCCUGCAGAAAGUCAGCAAAAAGUCUUUGGCCCAAGGAGCGAGCCAGAGGUGUCUAAAAAACCAAGCAGCGGUGCUAAUGAGGCUAAGAGGGAUACAGAAGACUCUAACGUGGACCAGAACGCCGGCACAAGUAGGCAAACCAGACAGAAAACUAAAGGUGCUCAACAGAGUCAGGAAAAGAAGACACAGCCUGCAGAAAGUCAGCAAAAGGUCUUUGGCCCAAGGAGCGAGCCAGAGAUGUCUAAAAAACCAAGCAGCAGUGCUAAUGAGGACAAAAAGGAUGCAGAAAAGUUACAGCAGGCUAACACAGACCCGAAUGGUAAUGCAGACCAGAACGGCAGCACAAGUAGGCAAACCCGACAGAAAGCUGAAGAUGCUCAGCAGAGCCAGGAGAAGAAGACACAGUCUGCAGGAAGUAAGCAAAAGGGCAAAGGCAAAAAUGCUGUAAGUGACACAAAAGUAGAGAAAAUGCUGGUCCAACAGACUGGGCAUUCAAGUGAAGAGUCUGUUCCAACAUCCCAGACUCCACAAGACUCCAACAAGGGAACUCAGAGAAAAGACAGAAAUGAAAAGAAAGAAACAAAGAAAACAGAUUUACCACCACCUAACAGAAUAUUGCCCGAGAGUCCAAUUCCUGCAGAUGACAGGCUCACUAUUUUCUUCCACGCAGUCCUUUCUAAGGAUUUCAAAAUGGACCUGAAAGAGGACCGUGUUUUUUUGAGGGCUGAUCGUCCUAUUGGUUCCUGGGAAAAAAACUUAAUUGAACUUUUCCCAACUCGGGAUUUAGGAGAUCAUGGAUUUCUUGUGGAAGGAAAGCUAAUAACAACCAAAACAUUGGCAGCAACUGUUUCUAUCCCAUACAAAUACAUUUUUUAUAAAGCCAAAGACAAGGAAUACCACUAUGAGUAUAUCUAUAAACUGGACACUGAAGACAUAACAAAUCGAUGCCUUUUUGUCAAAUCGCACCUGCUCAGCAAAGAAGGGGAUUGGCACCAGUAUGAUGACAUCAUCUGUGCUCCUCCCAGCAAAAGCUUUUUGAAUCAACUCAAAAGUAUCAUAUGGCCUGAACAUCGUAAAAGUCUGAUCGAAGGCCGAGAUCUUGCAGGGAAGAUCAUGCUGGGAACCAUCUUUGAACUCCUGCGAAGCUGGAGUGACAUUAACCUCAAUAAUUUCUUCUGCCAGCUGAAGCAAUUUCAACAGAUCUAUGAAAAUCCUUUUGUGUAUGAGGGGAUGCAUAAAAAAUGGAUGACCCUAGAAUAUGGUGAAAAAGAAGUCAAAAACCUCAUUAAGGAAUUUGCACUAGACAACCUACUUCUUAACACGAAGGACCGUGAAGCGAAGGCCUUCUAUGUUCAAGACCCUUUAAAGGCUGCUGUAAUAGUGCUGUAUGUCUGUGAAAAGACCUACAUAAAGCUGGACAGGACAGAAUUAUUACGAGUAUGUACAGCUCUGUGCUUACCAAAAAUGCCAAAAGAAGAAUUUCUGGUUUACUGGGCAAGCUUGGUGGAAUCUUUUUCAGUUUUCCACAACUUGUCUGAGAAGGUUUUGGAACUAAUGAUACGUGUGAAGGAAAAUCGCAUGCCUCAUUGGGUCAUCGUGAUUCCUUUUCUUCACUUCCUGAGACGAUCCUCUUCACCAUUUGAGCCAGUUUCUUUCACUCCUCCCUCCAACAACUACUACUACACCUGGGCUGGGCUCCAGGGCCUGCAAUUAGGUGACCAGCCUUCAUUAGCAAGUGGAAACAUGAGGCAACUGCUAAAUUUUAUGAAAAAAUACUCACACCUGGUAGAAGCAGACCAACUGCUGGUGCGUUCUUGGAUGUUCUUGAUGCCUUUGGAGCUUCUGGUCGAGUUCAGUUCCAUUGUACCAUUUGACCUUCUGAACUUACUUCACGCCUUCACUUCCAAGGCACCAGCUGACAUCUCAUAUAGCAACAGUUCGGAAGUGUCAGAUACACUGAAGUAUAUUCAGGAAAAUCUCAUUGAAGAGAGAUACAGUUGCCAUAAUGAGGGUUAUGGACGGGAAUGCCUGGCAACAUCAGUAAAACUGCUGGAGAAGAUCUGCAGAGGGGUUAAACUCCAGACUUAUUCUCAAGAGAUCCCUCUGAUGGCUGCUAAUCUAGUUGCCUCUGUUUCCCACUUUAUCCACUCUGGAGAAAUGCAGAAGGAAAUAAGCAGGAGUCAGUUGAAUGCCAAGGAUGUACAUCUUCUCUCGGAGGCCAUGAAGACGAUGAGAAGUUGGAUCACACAGAAUUUCAGGAGCAGCUUGUUAAAAAGCUCUACCUUCUCUUCUAGGUUUACGUCAGAGAUUGAGGUUUGGAACAACUUGAUUUCUCUCAAUUUUGGCAGUGAAGAAUUCACAGAGGAAUGGAGACAAAUGUUUAAAACAGAUUUGGCGGGAAAACUGAAAAAGGAGUCUCCUUUGGUUCAAAUUAAGAUGUACUGCGUUAACAUUGAAGAGAUAAACAAUUCAUAUCCUCAUGUUGCAAUGGCUGUAGAAGAAUGUGCCCUCCAGGCAGUGAGCUGCAUUUGUCAGGCGAAGGCUGAGCAAAAACUUUUUGAGAAUUUCCAAAUAGACUGGAGGUUCGGAAAGUUGGUUUCCACCAUUAUUCACAAAUCCUGGCCUCGAGACUCUAGUGGGCAUUACUUGGAUGGAGAUGAGGUGGUCCUCCAGCACCUUCUCAACUGGAAUGCUGCCAAGAAUAUCUUCCAGCUACAUGGUUCAGAUGAGAAGGUCAUAAGCCAACUUUCUGAAGACGCCGCCCAGAGGAUUGCUAUUGCAAGUUCAGCUUUUGCAUCAGUUUCAGAUCAGUUUCUCAGUGGACAUAUCCCCAUUAAGCUCCUCAAUCAUAUCCUGAAGAAGAAGGACAUCUUUGUAGAACUUCUGAAGAUAGACUGUCUGUCUAACAGUCAACAUUGCAAGGACAGCUCAGCUAUGGGGAGGUUGCUGCGAUGGAGGCAAGAGGAGGUGAAGGACAUUUAUCAUGAGAAACAUUUAGUAGAGACCCUGCUUGUUAUGUGUCGCACACUCCAGGAGCACAUCAAAGUGGAUUUGGCUGACCUGGAGAAAAAGCAGCAGGAGGAUAUUGAAACAAUGACCCUUGACCAGUUCAUGAAAGUUCAUCUGCUUGAUGAAACUGUCUCUCUGGAGACAGGCAUGGUGACAUUCUUCAAUAUUGAUAAAGAUGUGAGACAGAUGGCAGAGGUCCUGCAUACUGUUAAAGACAGCUACAUAUUUAAAAUGUGCUGGGAAGGCCAGGCCAGACAGAAGUCUAAAACUCAUGAUGAUGAGGAGGAGGAGGAGGAGGAGGAGGAGGUGGAGGAUGAGGAUGAUUCAGAUGAAAGUGAAGUUAUCCACACACUGGAUGUGAUACAUGAAAGAAUUUUUACACCAUGCUACAAGAGAUAUGAGUGGAUCUAUGUAAACCUGAAGAAUGGUAGUCUAAAACUACAGGAUGUUGAUAACAUCUUUGAAGCCUAUAAGGAUAAGUAUGAAGAGCUGAGGGCACAUCUGGAAAUCAUGUGCCAAAUGGACCGGUCUGAUGACAAAAGAUGGAUUGAGAGAAGGAUUCAGCAGAUUGAACAGUACCAUGAACUUCACCUGGCUGUUGAUUCAGCCAAGGUCAUUAUGAACGUCAAGGACACACUUUGCCUCCAAGGCAAUUUCAAGGUCCUUCACACACUGCUUGAAGUUACUCAUGUGAAUUUCAAGCAAGAGAGCUUGGACCGCAUUGACAGUGACCUAAUGCAGGCCAAGAAGGUUCUGGUGGAUAUCACAGAGUCCCGAAGGCAGUGUCUUGAAGAGCUUCACAUCAGAAGAAACUUUGUGGUGUGGGUUAAAGAGGCUCUUGAGGAUAUCAAUGAGCUGAAGGUUUUUGUAGACCUGGCGUCCAUCUCUGCUGGUGAGAAUGACCUGGAUGUUGACCGUGUGGCCUGUUUCCAUGAUGCUGUCCUUGGCUACUCCUCCAUGCUGUAUGAUCUAAAGCCCGAGGCAGAUUUCCACAGCUUUCAAGAGGCACUGAAAAAAUUGUGGAAAGCUCUUGAGAAUGACUUCAACUUACCCAAGAAAUUGCGUGACACUGCCCGCCACUUGGAAUGGCUGAAGACUGUGAAGGACAGCCAUGGUUCCGUGGAGCUGUCCUCCCUCUCCUUGGCUUCAGCUAUCAACAAGAAUGGCAUCUACAUAAUCAGUGCUCAGAACCUCUCAAAGCUGUGUCUGGACACAGUAGUGAAACUGAAGAUACCAGAGGAGCAUGAGGAGGGGCAAGAGAUGCGUUGCUAUAGCCUGGAGGACCUAAGGGAGCUGCAGAACAAGCUAAUGCUGAUGUCUGGGAAGGGAGAGCAGGGCCAAUGCGAAGUUGAACGCUUUGCAGAGGUUUUUACGAAUGUCCAGAGACUGGCUAAGGCAUUUUUGGACUUGUUUGCUGCUGGGAACCCCCUGUUUCGGUGCUGGGAAGCUAAUAUUAAUUGUAGCCCACACAGUGAAGCAGGAAUCAUCAUGGACUUCAGCUUGGAUGGCAUCGUGAAAGAUGUCAUGGUAGAGGGCAAUAUGGUGGAUCAGCUUCCAGAAUUGUGCAGAAAGAUGGAGAAAUGUUUGAGUUUCUGGAACAACUUCAUGGACAAGCAAAGAAGUCUGUAUUAUUACCUCAAUUAUUACACAGCAGAGCAGAUUGUGUACCUGUGUAAUAAUCUUACUCAGAAAAGUAUGAAUGAGGGUUUAGAGGACCAAGUUCUAAUGAUGCUGUCUUUUAUCAAACCUAACUGCAGCAUUUUGCACUUAAGGCAGGCAUGGCACCAGCUUCAGUAUGAAAUCCUCACCACAAAGCCUAAGCAAAAUGAAGAAAUUGACUUUCAGAUGUCUUUUGAUGUGACUGAAAGCAUGCAGACAGACCCUAGCUUUGUAGAACAAGACCAUUCCUUAUAUUUGCUAAGCCAUGUGGAGCAAGCUUGUGGUUCAAGAAAACUGGAUUUGGUGUGGAAUGCUUACAUGAAUGACAUGAAACAUUUUCUGCCAGACUUUCUUGACAUCAGAAGUCUUGGCAUGCUGCUGGAAAUACUGGCACAAAAUGAGGAUGAAGAUUUUUUGGAAAAUCCUGUGUUCAGGACCCUGCCAAAAGGCUUAAUGAAUGGACGACCAAAUCUCAUUAUUUGCCCAAAUGCUGAAAUCCUGUUGUCCUGCAUCUCCAUCUACAUGAACACUGAGCAUGUGCAACUGCCCACCUAUGAUGAAGUUCUGCUUUGUACUGCUAGCACUCCAUUGGAGCAGGCUGAACUCUUCCUCAGACGCUGCCUCACUCAUGGUGGUCAAGGAGAAAAAAUCUACACUAUGCUCUAUGCCGAUCAGCUACCCUAUGAGGUCAGCUAUAAGGUUGAGCAGUUCUUCCAAAGACUGGAAACGCAGUGCUGUAAGGACUAUCGGCUAGUGAUCAUUUGUAACUCUGAACGGGAACAUGCUUAUCUUCCUUCAGCUUUCAGUCAGUUCAGGUUACACAUGAUCCCUCUAGAGCCCCUGGAUAGGAUCCAGAGGUACCUCUGCAGACAUUACACAGUGCCAUUGGAGCAGUCCAGUGCUGCAGCUGUGUUUAAAGAGAGUCUGUGUGUGGGAAUUGUAUCUUCUGUUAGAGCUGGAGUGGGUAAAUCACUUUACAUUCAGAGACUGUAUGAAAAAUUGAAGAAAGAGACAAGCAAAGAAACGAUGCACAAGUGUAUUCGCUUGAUUGAGCCAAGGGUGGAUGAAAAUUUUAUCAUGAAGUCCUUGCUCAGCAGCAAUUCCCAGAUGGCACUCACAGUUUUCCAUUUUGAUGUCACAUCUUCAGUCCAAAAAGGCUUGCAUGAAUUCCUGUUCAAGCUGCUGGUACUACGCUACUUGAUGAAUUCUGAAGGAAAGAUGUGGAAAUGCAGCAAUCAUCACUUGUAUGUAGUAGAGAUUCUGGAGUCUACAGGGAAUUUACCCAAGAGUGCUUCAAGACCUAAUCCAAAUGCCCACUAUGCCUUCCUUGAUGUCUUUCCAAAAAUCUUCUGCCAUUCCCCUAAAGAGGUUCUUGAGAUAGAAAUGAGAAUGCAAGAUGACACAGCCAUGGGAGAAUCUGAUAACCCACUCAUGGAUGAUCAAGAGUUUAGAAGUGAGGCCUUCCAAAGGCCUUAUCAGUAUCUUAAGCGAUUCUAUAAUGGUGAAUGCCUUGACAACUUUUUUUACAAUGGUGUUGAAGGAACGCAUGUGGAGUGUCUGCAGAUGUUUUUUGUUUAUUGUGGCAUUGUAGACCCAUCCUGGGCUGAACUGAGGAACUUUGCGUAUUUCCUUAAUGUGCAGCUCCGGCACUGCGAAACGUCAGUUUUCUGUGAUGUAAACUUAAUUGGAGACACUCUUCAAGGAUUUAAAAACUUUGUUGUGGACUUCAUGAUUCUCAUGGCAAAAGAUUUUGCAACACCCUCUUUAAGCAUUUCUGAUCAAAGUCCUGGUAGACAGCAGGUGGACCUUGCUGGAGUAAAUGAGGAAGAUUUGGCUCCCUUCCUUAUCAGAAAGAGGUGGGAGCGAGAACCACACCCUUACAUCUUCUUCAAUGAUGACCAGGAGUCCAUGACUUUCAUUGGAUUUCACCUUGAAGUCAAUGAGCGCAAUUUGGUUGAUGCCAUUGAUCCAGAGAAAGGAACUGUUAUUAAGAAAAACAUCAUGACCAGAGAGCUCUAUGAAGGUCUGAGACUUCAGAGAGUCCCUUUCAACAUUAAUUUUGACGACUUGCCCAGAGGAGAGAAGAUUGAGCGAUUGUGCAAUGUACUGGGAAUACAGUGGCCUUUGGAUCCUGAUGAAACCUAUGAGCUCACAACCGACAACAUAUUGAAAAUGCUUGCCAUUCACAUGCGAUUUAGGUGUGGCAUCCCUGUCAUUAUCAUGGGGGAGACUGGCUGUGGGAAAACUAGGCUCAUAAAAUUCUUGUGUGAAUUGCGGAGAAGUGGUGUUGAAACAGAAAACAUGAAACUUGUCAAGGUUCAUGGAGGAACCAGCUCAGAAAUGAUCUACUGCAAAGUUAGAGAAGCUCAGGCUAUUGCUGUUUUAAACAAGCAAAACUACAACUUUGAUUCUGUUCUCUUCUUCGAUGAAGCUAAUACAACAGAGGCAAUCAGCAGCAUCAAGGAAAUAGUUUGUGACAACACUGUAGAAGGAGAGUCUUUGGAGCCAGGCACAGGUCUGCAGAUUAUUGCAGCAUGCAACCCUUACAGGAAGCACACAGAUCAGAUGAUUUCUAGGUUGGAAUCUGCAGGUCUGGGUUACAGAGUCCGAGUUGAAGAUACCGAGGACAAACUAGGAUCCAUUCCUCUCCGCCAGCUAGUGUAUCGUGUUCAAGCACUGCCGCCCAGCAUGAUUCCCCUGGUAUGGGACUUUGGGCAGCUCAAUGAUGGCACUGAAAAAAUGUACAUCCACCAAAUUGUUCAAAGAGUGGUCGAAGCUAAUUCAAUUAAGAAAGAAUACAUAAAGAUCAUCACUGAUGUCCUGUCAUCAUCACAGAAGUACAUGAGGACAAGAAGAGAUGAAUGCAGCUUUGUUAGUCUAAGGGAUGUGGAGCGUUGCAUGCAGACUUUUGUGUGGUUCUAUAAAAACCACAGUAUGUUCCUAGAUGAGUUGCAGAAAUUUCUGAAGGAAGACCAAAGGCUGUCUGCUGAUAGAAAUCCUGUUCUGUGGUCUCUAGUAAUGGCCACUGGUGUUUGUUAUCAUGCCUGUCUGGAAGAUAAACAGAAGUACCGAGUUAAAAUUUGCAGGCACCUUCCUGGAUCUUACAGUAGCCAUCAAAAUGUACUGCAAGAAAUUUCACGCAUGCAGGACCUCUUCCUAAGUGGUGUUCCUCUGGGGAAAACAAUUGCAAAAAAUAAUGCUCUUAAAGAGAAUGUAUUUAUGAUGGUCAUCUGCAUUGAGCUACGAAUCCCCCUUUUCUUAGUUGGCAAACCUGGAAGCUCAAAGUCAUUGUCCAAGACCUUGGUUGCAGAUGCUAUGCAAGGUCAAGCUGCACACUCAGAGCUAUACAAAAAGCUGAAACAGAUUCAUCUGGUCUCUUUCCAGUGCAGCCCUCACUCCACCCCGGAGGGUAUAAUCAAUACCUUCAAGCAGUGUGCUCGCUUCCAGGAGGGCAAGAACCUGAUGGAGUAUAUAUCUGUUGUAGUGUUGGAUGAGAUUGGAUUGGCAGAAGACUCACCAAAAAUGCCUCUCAAAACACUUCAUCCUUUGCUGGAAGAAGGAUGCAUUGAUGAUGAACCACUGCCUCACAAGAAAGUUGGCUUCAUUGGUAUUUCCAACUGGGCUUUGGACCCAGCAAAGAUGAACAGAGGUAUUUUUGUGUCUCGAGGUGACCCUGAUGAAAAGGAACUGAUUAACAGUGCCAAAGGAAUAUGCUCCUCUGACAAGAUGAUUCAACAGAAGGUGCGAGACCUCUUUCGGCCUUUUGCCAGAGCCUACCUGAGUAUUAGUAAAAGACAGGGCAAGGGCUUUUUCGGCCUGCGAGAUUACUACAGCUCGAUAAAAAUGAUGUUUGCAGUCACAAGGACAUCGAAGCAGAAACCAACCCCUAAGCAAAUUAUGGAAGUAGUGCUCAGGAACUUCAGUGGCCGAGAUGAUAUUGAUGCUGUGCAGGUGUUUGCUGAAUGGUUGAAUUUCAGUUCCACUCUGGAAAAUGUAAACAAAAUUGAUUUGGUGAGACAAAAUAUCUCUUCUAUAGGACAAGAAGACUGCCGAUACCUCUUGGUGCUAACCAAAAACUAUGCUGCCCUCCAGAUAUUACAACAGACAUUCUUUUCUGAACGCUGUCAGCCUGAGAUUAUCUUUGGAUCCAGCUUUCCCAAGGACCAGGAGUACACCCAGAUUUGCCGAAACAUCAAUCGUGUGAAGAUCUGUAUGGAAACGGGUCAGACUAUUGUGCUGCUGAACCUUCAGAAUCUCUACGAAAGCUUGUAUGAUGCUCUCAACCAAUAUUAUGUCUCUUUGGGAGGGCAGAAUUACGUGGAUUUGGGAUUAGGAACCCAUCGUGUCAAAUGCCGAGUGCAUAAAGACUUCAGGCUUAUAGUCAUUGAAGAGAAGGAGGUGGUCUACAAGCAAUUUCCAAUCCCACUCAUCAACAGACUUGAGAAACAUUACCUGGACAUCAAUACUGUCCUCAGGAGCAACCAAAAGGAAAUUGUGAAAGAACUUGAAAAAUGGGUGCGAUUAUUUGUAUCCCUGAACAGCCAGAACUUGUUGUACAAAUACGCUCCAGCUGAUGUCUUCAUUGGCUACCACUCCGACACCUGUGCCUCCGUGGUCCUGCAGGUGACUGAGAGCCUGAAAGAGCAAUCUGAGUUUGACACUCAGAAAAGAAUUUUGGAAAAGGCCAAGCUCAUCCUUCUGAACUGCGCCACUCCAGACUCUGUAGUCCGACUAGACUGCACCACACUUCCAAGGGUUGAGACUGAGGAGUUAACCAGGAUGUAUUUUGAAGAACAAAGGCAUAGCUCCCUGGUUGACUUCAUUCACUCUCAUAGGUGGCUGGAGGAAUCAAGCUGUACUUCCUUCACAGAGGUCACAACAUUCUCAAGGCUUUUGACAGCCUCUGAUGUAGAACAGCUCCAGAAGAUAGUUGGCAAUGUUGAACUGCUCUCACUGCAACAGUUUGACACAGAACACUCUUUUCUUAAAAAAAUCAGGAAUUUUCUGGACUCUGGGCAUGGAGACAAAAUUCUUAUCAUUCAAACAGAAUUUGAUGAAGGUUCAUUGAGCACAAACCUCAUUGGAUCUGCAAAGUACUCUGCCAUGAAUGAAAUUAAUAAAUCAAGAGAAAAGGAGAGAAGAGAGGGAGUGUUUGUGUACUUCAUCACCAAACUUCCCAGAAUAGGAGGCGGAACCUCCUAUGUUGGAUUUCAUGGAGGCCCCUGGAGAUCAGCUCACAUUGACGACCUCAGGAAAUCCACAGAUAUUGUCUCAGACAUCAAAGCCUUGAGUGGACUGACCAUCAGCCAGCUUUUUGAGGAGAUGUCAGAUAAGCCUGAAUCAAUUGAGGUAGAAGACUCACACUUGAAGAACGAACAGAGUCAGACUACAGAACCCAUGAACAUGGAGGAAGAACAGGCUGAAACUUUUGAAGACAUGUAUGCAAAUGCGGAACAGACUGAUACCAUGGAAGACAUUUACAGAGAGGCGGAGCAGACUGAGACCAUGGAAGACAUUUACAGAGAGGCGGAGCAGACUGAAACCAUGCAAGACAUGGGUCUGGAACAGACUGAAACUCCACAAGAAAUGCACACAGAGACACAGCAGAUGGGAACAAGGGUACAUAUGGAACACAUGAGGGGCUUGGAGGCUGUGCUGGACACUACUACACUGGUACGCAGCUCUGUGCAAAGUGCUGUGGGGAUGCUCAGGGACCAAGUAGAUGAUGGGACCCGCAGCACCAGGAGAGUCGAGAUCCUGCUCACCCUGCUUUGUGACAACGACAACCUGAAAGCUACAUUUUUGAAAAUUACAAAGAAACGCCUUCACUCUCUGCUCCGGAUGCAUGAUGAAAACACCUUCUUACUCAAGAACUGGGUUUUCAAGGAGGCGUCCAACUUUGAUGCCCUGCAAGAAGGAGGGACUUUCAGGCACACUUUGUGGAAGAGAGUCCAGGCAGUGCUCAUCCCCUUUUUAGCCCAGCUGAUCUCUGUCAUUGACCGUGACUGCAACCUCGACCUAUUGCUUGACAUGAACUCUGGUGAAGCUGUAAAGAGGCUCUGGUUGGACAUCUUUACAAAUGAAAAGCUGCUUAUCAUUCCAUACACUAAUGUGGACAGCAGUUCCCAGACAAAAACAAUCCUGGUUCAGAGGCAUGUUAUGUCAGACAAGAACAUGGGUUGCAAUAUGCCCUUUAGCUGGAGGAUUAAGGACUAUCUGGAUGAGCUGUGGGUUUAUGCCCUACAGCGUGAAGGCCAGAGCCUGGGACAGUUUGAAGAAUUUUUCACCAAGACCCCCCUGGGUAGGUACAUAGUGGAUAAAGACAAGGAAAUGCAGAGGGAGUUUUUCCAACGAUACCUUCAGGAUUACAUCUCUAUGACAAUGAAGGUAACUUCAGAAGAACAAUUGCAGCUGCUCUGUAGAGCAUUGGCUUGCUGUGUCAAUGAGUUGAGAGGCCGACUUGAAGUAGAUGGCGACAAGGCUCCUACCCUGCCCUGGGUUCAUGCUGCAUAUGAGGAAUUCAAGAACCGCCUGCAGAACUUCUCCAGGAUGUUGACUAUUGAGCCUCAAAUGACCCAGGCUCUUCUGAGGAACCAGCAUAUCACAGUAGGGGAUGAACUGAUUUUGGAUGUAUAUGCUGCCUUGGCCAGUGUGGAGUACCUGGAACCACUGGAAUUGAACACAGACAGGCAGCGGUUAGACUGGCUGAGACGGGUGAAGAGGCUUCAAGUGCCCAUCGAGCUGGUCUGCUCUGAGGAGAAUCUGGCACGCUGCGGGGAGAGGAGCCAGGAGAUGACCCGUCUUGUCCGGAGCUGCUGGAAUCGCAUAUUUUCUCUGUCUCUGUUUGUGGAGCACAUGCUGCUGGGGAUUGAGCAGUUGGAGACGAAGCUGCAACCAGUAGUACUGGAGCACACGCAAAGACUGGGCCAGGUUUUACAGCAGAACUCCGACUUGAAGGCAAAGGUAACUUUUGAGAAAGUGAUUGAAGUACUCAAGGCUUGUAAGGAUGGAGCAAGUGAACAGAUUUUCAGGUUUGGGUUUCGGCCCUGCCCAGUCUGCUUAGGGGAUCCCCAGGAUCCCCUUAGUCUGCCCUGUGAACACAUCUACUGCCUGAAGUGCAUCAAGCAGUGGUUUCUUGUCCCAGGUCAGAUGAUGUGCCCAGUGUGCAAGCAGGAGGUCCCUGGUGAUUUUGCUUUGACGGUGUCUGAGGAUGUACGAGUUCUCAUCAAUCUGAAUGCCCAGUUCAGAAAGCAAUGCAAUGCCUUUUUCAUUGACCUGGUGUCCACCGUAUGCUUCAAGGAGAACACUCCUCCCUCCCAUGACAUCAUCCUACAUUUGCUCUCCUUCCUCACGGUGGAAGUAAACACUGUCAUCCCCUUAGUACGAAAACGCCGGCUUCUGCUGACCAAAGCUCUCUCACCUUUUGAUGACGCUGCAGACAAAAAUCCGGUGGUGCGCUCAGUGGUCCUCAAACUCCUUCUCAAGUACAGCUUUGAGAAUGUGAAAGACUACUUGCAGAGGCAUCUGGCUGGGAUUGAACAGAGCAACAUUUUGGAAGAAAAGGACAAAACUGAGCUUUACUGUCUUUACAUAAAUUGCCUUGAGGACUCCAUGUUUGAGAGAAUACAGCGUCAAACGACCACAGAGCAGCAGGUUCAUCUCCAAGAUGAGAGGGGCUUCCUGUGCCACUUCAUAGAGUGCAGUUCUCCAGCCACAGCGACCAUUGAGUACCUGCAACAGAUUGCCAGGGUGCGGCUUUCGCUGGAUUUGGCAACACAGCUUCUGGUGGACAAGGUCACUGGCUCGGCAAAUGCGGAGGAUCAGACUGUGGUCGCACCCUUCCUGGAAAGCGUGGAGGACCUGUGUGGGAAGAGUGGGAAUGACUGGUAUCGCAUCUACCUGAUCCGCAAGGUGUGCAGCCAGCAUGGCGUGGACUUCAUUCACAAGCUGCUUAAGAUGCCUGAUCUGAAGUGGCUGUUUCCGGAGGAGUUGCACCUGCAGGAUGAAGGCAGUGGGCAGAUGGACCAGUACCUUGUACACGGAGAGCAAUACAAGGAUGUCCGUGAGGCCGUUGCCAAGGCAGUGAUUGAAACCAAAAUGGAAGGAAUUGAUGAGGCCUGUGAGAAAUGUAAAUGCUCCCCAGGAAAGAGAAUUCUAUACCUGCUCCUGGCACUCUUCAGAGAAGUCACUUGUCUCUACAAAGCAGCCAAUCCCACUCUCCACCCCAAACCACAACAAUGCAAGGCUCUAGAAGCAUUCAUCCAGACCUCCAGGCUCCUUGCCAGUCUGGAGCUGAAGGCCUUUGCCAUGGACCUGGUGCACAACAGGCUUGGGAGUCUGAGUGUACAAACAGAUGCCCCUGAUGGAGGACAUGCAGUCACAGAGCUCACCAUUCACCUGGCUGCAGUGUUGUACUGUGGUAUUAACGGGGUGCUUGUGCCCCUCAGGAUGCUGGCCCAGGAGCCUGCAAAAAUGCAGGGAGCCUUCAUACCCACCAUGCCUGAGGACAUGCUUGUUGUGGCACAACAGGUGAUGGGGCAGUUGCAGUGGUAUUCUUGUCCCAAUGGUCACUAUUGCACCAUCGGUGAGUGUGGUAGGCCGAUGGAGGUGGGCCGCUGUCUGGACUGCGGUGCAGAGAUUGGAGGAAUAAACCACAACCCUGUAGCUAAUUUCAGAGUUGCUAAUAUCCAGGGCGACCGCACUCAGACAGGCCACAUUCUUGGAGAUCCCAGGAGGAGAGACAACCCAGACAUGCUGGACACCAAGAGCAUGUCCCUGGGACCCUUCACCAUCGUGAGGCUCCUGACCCAUAUGGCCAUGCUGUUGGGAGCAAACGGCCGCCAGCAGGACAUCAUAAACAUCAUCAAACCUCAAGUUCAAGACCCAAGAACAUUCCUAAUGGGCCACCUCUUGAAGGAUGUGGAGCAUCUGACCAGAACCCUGGGGAAUGGUGUCGAUGGGACAAUCAGUGCUGUCCACCUCACACUGAGACGUCUCAUGGAGCCAUACCAACCUAGUCAGUGGCCUGUACCUUAUGACGACACUCUAUCAAGUAAAGAAGCCAGAAAUGGUUGGGAGAUGGCUGUUGCCACUGACAUCAUUACUCCUCAGCUGAAGCACCUGGAGCACGAGCUAAAGGAAGUUAACACCCUCAUCAGGACAGACUCGCGCAUCUCUGCAAAUCCCAUCAUGAAGGUGAUUUUCGGGGAUCCCCGGAUCUUCCUCGCCAGUCUUCCAAAGGACAGCCUAAUUCAUGGGCCGGCCGUGUGGAGCUGCAGGGAGAGGGUGUCCCUGGUGAGCCUGGCUCACAUUGUGGAACAGAACAACGGCAAGGAAACAGUACCUCUACUCUGGAGAUUCCUGCAGAAGGAGGCGGAACUGCGGUUGGUUAAGUUCCUCCCAGACAUUCUGGCACUGCAAAUGGACCUUGUGAAGAAGUUCCAGAAUGUGACAGAUCUGACAUAUCUCACCAUCGAUGACUUUGUCAGGAACCAAAAAUCAGGAGCUCUGAUAGCUUGGUAUGAGGGGAGGAUUAGGGUUUUCUUGACAACAUGGAACCAGCUGAGACUGUCACUGGCUACCAAUGGUGAGUUAAAGAUCCCAGCAGAGUUUUGCCGUGAGGACUUGGACUUCCACAGCGACCUCCGGGUGCUACUGCCCCAGCGCCAGGGCAAGGGGCUCUGCUCCACCGCCCUGGUCAGCUACCUCAUUGCCCUGCACAACGAUCUCAUCUACGCAGUGAACAAGCACACGGGGGAGGAGACCAGCUACACUGUCAGUCCAGUGGAUCUGACCGACCUGCAUGUGAUCCGCUAUGAGCUGGAGCGUGACCUGAUCCCCCUGGUCCUGUCCAACUGCCAGUAUAGCAUGGAGCGCGGCCAGGAGAUCCUGAUGGAGUACGACCUGCCCAAGAUCCAGCAGAAAAUACUGACCCGCUUCCUCCAGGGCAAGCCCCUCAUCACCCUGAGUGGAAUCCCAACACUGGUGAACAGACAUGACAGGAACUAUGAAAACAUUUUGAAAGACAUAAAAAGAAAGGUUGGCUGGGAGCCUUUAACCUCCCUGGUGCUCACAGCGCUGGCUGGGGAACUGCCAUCGUACAGCGAUGUCUGUGAUGCCCUGACAGUUGUAGAAGUGGCCCUGGGCUUCCUGGCCAUGACGGGGGGAGAGCCCCAUAUGCAGCUGGUUCGAUACCUGCAGGACGUUCUGCAGAUGGGAGACCAGACACCCCCACACAUCCUCAAGGCUCUCAGUCGGUGCAGCCUGAAGCACUGCAUAGCCCUGUGGCAGUUCCUCACUUCACUCAAAUCAGAGACCAUGUUGCACCUUAAGAGGGACCCUUUUUCAGGGAUUCCAGAGGAUUUUAAGAAGCCCCUAAGCGGCACAGAUCAGCAGCUGCUGAAAGACUUUCUCACCAAGGGCUCUGUGGACGUCUGGCUGCUGGAAUCCCACGAGUUUCUGCUGCUGGCCCUGAAGACCCCUCGUUCAGCUGAAACGUACAAGCCCACCUGGACUCUGAAACACACGCUAGUGUCGUACAUGGAGAGGAAAGAGUGCGACGUCCCAGCCGACCUGGAGGAGUUCUUCCCGGAUGAGAUCUGUCUCUCGCACUUUGUGGAGGCCUGGAAAUUGGCUGUGGCGUUCAAACAGGAGCGGAUUCUGAAAUGAACCAUGGCGCGAAUUCCGUGGAAAGAAACACGUCCUCGUUGGUGCUCUCACCUCAGUGCCGAUAUAUUUUUUUUUUUUUUCUCCCUUCAUCUGGUAGAUGGCAUCACUUGCAAAGCAGAACAAUUAGCUACAUAUCUGUGAACAAAUAGUGUAAGAGACUAGGCUUAUGAAUAUUCAUUUGGACCAUAUAUUAACCUGACAUACUGUGUUCAAAUGGCUAUAUGGACAGGUAGACAAAAUCUUAAGGUCAUUUAAACACGUUCUACUGAACACCACCAGGAGUGUUAACGCACAGCUUCCUAAUGCAUACCGUUGAUUAAGAAAAUCGAGUGAUUUUGUUUACAUAAAUUGUGUAGUUUUUUUCAAGAGUAACUAGAAGACUUGAAAGUGUUGUUGGUUGUUAGAUUAUGCUCAGGAAUUCAUUCAGUUCCGGCGUGACAAGUGUUCCAAAUAUAUAGAUUUCUUCUGUCUUAAGUCAAGCUGACAGGUCCAGCUUGAAAACAGCUGCCUCCUGGCACUCUUGACAAGUGUCUUUGCAUCUUGUUAUGCAUUUAAUACUCAAGUUUUGGGUCCACUGGUGAAAUAGCCAAAUACUUGAUGCCAUAUUACGUAUUCUGCUCUUUUUCUUUCUUUGCACUUUGCUUUAGAUUUACCUAUUAAUCAGCUGCUUAUGUGUCAUUCCAAUACUACACUCCAUAGUUUAAAAAAUAUGCUGUUAUGAAGUUUAAUAAAUUUUUUC